AUGUCAUCCACAUCGAAUCCUGAUGACAAAGGAAAGAAUGGAGGAAAAUGGACAGGGUGCCUUUAUUUCCUCCUCGCUGACAAAAAAUGGGGAAGACUGAAUCCUGACGAAGUCAGCAAGUAUUUUCGAGAUGAACUGCACGCUGACGAGGAGAUCAUCCUGUUCUCGGAAAUUCGCAAGUACAACCUAGGGGACGAGGACAACCAGCGGGUGUGGGAAGAGAGCGGCGGGUGCGACGGCGGCCGUCCGUAUCCAAAGAGACCACUCCGUUCGUCCGGAGGCUUGAUCCCACUUUUGAAGUCGGUAGCCGGAUGGUUCGGCUACUGGCACGAAUACACAAUUGUGCGGUCGACCAAUUGGUAUUGGAGCUUCGAGAAGAACUCGACGGGCAUCUUCGUGCAGAGAAGCAAAAAUCUAAUCGAUGUCCACUGUUACUUCGCGGGUGAAGCGCGUAAGGAGGACAGGUCAGAAGGCAGAUCUUCCGUAGUGGCAUUCCAUGAAAACAUCCUCGAUGUAGGGAAAUGGAUCGUCAACAGAGGCGAAUUGAGCGCAACUUAUCACUACACCGAGCGUAAUUGCCACCACUUCGCCUCGCUUCUCUACGAGGCGAUCACACGAACGAAGGGAAACCGAAGGCUCGAUAAUACCGAG
Molecule: messenger RNA, 651 nt
Organism: Mesorhabditis spiculigera
Lineage: Eukaryota; Metazoa; Nematoda; Chromadorea; Rhabditida; Rhabditidae
Source: the annotation of a GenBank genome assembly